This is a messenger RNA of Taeniopygia guttata (zebra finch), 622 nucleotides long. NCBI's taxonomy places the organism in Eukaryota, Metazoa, Chordata, Aves, Passeriformes, Estrildidae. The record is from RefSeq and is a predicted model, not a curated record.
CGUCUCUGCCAUCUCUCUCUUCUCCACUCGAGGACCAUGGGGCUCUGCAGCGUGACCAUCCUGCUGGGCACGGCCCUCCUCCUGCUGGCACCCGGCAGCACUCAGGCUCUGAGCAGCUCCCGGUGGAAGGACCUGGCCACGGAGCAGGAUUUGGCAGAGGAAAGCAUCCUGGGCGUAGGAGCACCAGAGGAGGGUGAACCAGGUAUAAAGGUCUUCUCCAGCAGUGCCUGGGCUCAGAGGGGCCCACCCCAAACCCAGGCAGGACCAGAAGAGGCUCGUGACCACCUGUACCACUCCCAAGACGCCGCCGGGGAGGCCAGUGACCGUGUGCCAUUCUGGCUGCUGGCCCCCAAGGUGCAGAAUGGCCCGGAGGAGGAUCGUGACCACCUCUACCACCCCCAGGAUGAUGCCAGGGAGGCCGAUGCCCCUGUGCCAUUCUGGAUGCUGGCCCCAGAGGUACAGAAUGGCCCGGAGGAGGAUCUUGACUACAUCCACCACGGCUGAGUGGAGAUGUGCCCAGGCUGUGAAUUGAGGGGUGGGGGCCACCCCUGGGGUUUCCUGGGGAAAUUUGUCCCUUCCUAAUGAGCCUCGAGCCUCACCAAUAAACCCACUCCCCUCUGCA